Molecule: messenger RNA, 1835 nt
Organism: Pseudomyrmex gracilis
Lineage: Eukaryota; Metazoa; Arthropoda; Insecta; Hymenoptera; Formicidae
Gene: apd-3
Product: spidroin-1-like
Exons: 4
Coding region: 93-911 (272 amino acids)
Source: RefSeq, a predicted model, not a curated record
GUGUCCAGAGUAGAGUUAGGCGUAUAUAAGGCCCACCGGCCCGGCCCAAGUCAGUCAUUCACCGGACUACCAGCCCAAUACACACACCUAACAUGAAGGCCUUUAUUGUGUUCGCCUGCUUAGCGGUAGCGACGGCCCGCGCCGGAAUCGCUCACGGUGGAUAUGGUGGAUAUGGUGGAUAUGGUGGCGCCGGUCUGGCCAUUACCGGACACUCGGCUCGUGGUGGAGCUGGUCUGACCGGUGGUCUUGCCGCUGGUGCUGGAACCGCUGCCUCCCUCCAGGGUGGUGCCUCCAGCUUGGGAUCUGGUGGUCUGGGUGCCAGCUAUGCUGCUGGUGCGGCGGCGGCGGCUGGCGCUGCUGGAGUUCAGCAGAUUGUCUCUGGUGGAGUAAUUGGUGGCAGGUCCGACAUCGGACCCGCUGAGGGACCCAAGGCCAACGUUGGACCCCAGACCGGCCCAUCUGACCUCGUAGGACCCCAGGAGGGCGCCAAGUCCGUUGGUGGACCUCGUACUGGACCGUCCAGCCUUGUAGGACCGGCUGCUGGCCCAUCCACCCUUGUAGGACCCUCUCAGGGAACCGCCACCCUUGUUGGACCGUCCCAGGCUACCGCUAACCUCGUUGGACCCAGCUAUGGUGGUGUUGCCUUCUACGCCGGAUCUGGUGGCAUCAACGGUGAUGACGGAAGCUCUGGUGCUGCUGCCAACGCUGCGCCUGGUGGUGCCCUUGGAGGUGGUGGACUCGCUCUUGGCGGUGCUGGUGCCAUUGCUGUCAUUGGUGGUGGUGCCGGAUUGGGUGGUGCUCUCGGUGGCGGUGACGCCGGAGUUGCUGUGAUCAACGGACCAUCUGGCGCCAUCCACGCCGGACUCGGCGCUCACGGAGCUGUCAUCCCCGCGCCCAUUGCCAAGUGGUAGACGUUUUAAGACCCCAGCGAUCUCGGCUCGGCGACGGCGGCAAACCCACCACAGUCACUUACCGGUCUCGAACGAUCCUCAAACGCGCUCAACGUCUUCUUCCCAAAGCUUUGUCCAGUCUGGGAGCAUGGUCGGAGCGCGUCCGACGCUAGUGACAUGAUCGGUACAGAUAACUCGGAACACACACGAAAAAAAAAAAAAACGGUUAGUUCGGUUGCAUAAACGAACACCGCGGGCGCGAAAAACCGAGAGACGGAUUACGCCGUCGGACCGGAUCGUCAAAAGGAAACCGAGAUUCGGUUGUACGUGAUUCGCGGUUUCGUAUCGUUUCUUCCUCGUACUUGACUCGCUACAACCGGGUCGCAAAUUUAGUCAAUUUCCGUUCAUCGGGACCAACGGUAAAGGGAAAAAUCGACCCGGGCCGCGCUCACCGGUCUCGGCUAAAACCACGAGGGGAAAAACCACCAGCGUCACCUCACGAGAACUUCCGCCCUCCGCGGCGAAAUCAACGAACGUCACUUCUCGGACAUUCAGCCGACAUCUUAAAAAAACAAAAAAAAAAAAAGAAAACGCGCAUUCCGAGCUGCACCGCGUGCAACAAAGAGCCAUCCCGUGCACACACAAGCAUUCACUCACACACGCAUGCACCGCCAUGGACCUAGCAAGUGGACGAGCUUUGGCACUUCGUCGUCAGAUCAACCGGAUCUGUUCUGUUUUCUGAACACCUACCGUUGCUCUGGCUAAAACUUUUUCUUCUCUUACGUCUUCCACCAUCCGUAAGGCCGCCGCUCUUCACGCACAUUAUUUACUGUCUCUCUUUUUUUUUUUUUCACUCUCUCUACGGGUCGGUCGCGUGUGAAAGCGCGCACCGCCACCCGCAUGUUGUUAUACUGCCGCACCCCCAAGCAUACAUAAUUAUUAUUA